Molecule: messenger RNA, 11336 nt
Organism: Pezoporus flaviventris
Lineage: Eukaryota; Metazoa; Chordata; Aves; Psittaciformes; Psittacidae
Product: PHD finger protein 20-like protein 1
Exons: 67
Coding region: 166-11178 (3670 amino acids)
Biological process (GO): regulation of transcription by RNA polymerase II; thyroid hormone generation
Cellular component (GO): NSL complex
Source: RefSeq, a predicted model, not a curated record
CGGGCUCGUCGCGGGGUGGUGACGCGGCGGCGGGGCGCGGGGAGGAUGGGGCUGUGAGGGCGCCGGACACCCCGCGCCGCGCCGAGCGGGACCAGCGGGCUCCGCACCGGGCCCGCCGCUGCCGUGCGACUCGCAGGAGGCGGUAGUGAAAAAGAAAACCUCAAGAUGAGUAAAAAGCCUCCCAAUCGUCCUGGAAUCACAUUUGAGAUUGGUGCUCGCUUGGAGGCACUGGACUAUUUACAGAAAUGGUAUCCAUCUCGUAUUGAGAAGAUAGAUUAUGAAGAGGGGAAGAUGUUGGUCCAUUUUGAACGAUGGAGUCAUCGUUACGAUGAGUGGAUUUACUGGGACAGCAAUAGGUUGCGACCCUUGGAGCGACCAGCAUUAAGGAAAGAAGGGCUAAAAGAUGAUGAAGAAUUUGUUGAUUUUAAACCUGGAGAAGAAGUACUAGCUCGUUGGACAGACUGUCGAUACUACCCUGCAAAGAUUGAAGCAAUUAAUAAAGAGGGAACCUUCACAGUACAGUUCUAUGAUGGUGUUAUUCGAUGUCUUAAGAGGAUGCAUAUCAAAUCUAUGCCAGAGGAUGCAAAAGGACAGGCGCGCGAGAGGGAGCAGAUAGCGCCGGAGCUGAGAUUAGUGACGGAAAUCGAACCAAAAGAAGAUUGGAUAGCUUUGGUCAAAGCUGCUGCUGCAGCAGCAGCCAAGAACAAAGCAGGAAGUAAACCUAGAACCAGCGCAAACAGCAAUAAAGAUAAAGAGGACAGAAAAUGGCUAAAAGUUCCUUCAAAAAAGGAAGAAACCUCAACUUCUACAAUCAUGCAGGAAGUCCAAAAAAAGGAAGAGGAGCCUACAUCUAGUGAUACAUUUGUAGGAUUUCCUGUAGUGGAUGUUCCAAAGAUGGCCUUUGUGCAGGCAGAGAGCACGUUAUCACACAAGAGGAAAAGUAAUUUAGGCAACUCAUUUCAGGCAAAGAGAGCUCGUCUUAACAAGAUCACUGGUUUAUUGGCAUCCAAAGCUGUUGUUGCGGAUGGUGCUGAAAAAAAGGAAGGCAACAAAGAAACAGCUCCAGUCCUGGAGCAGGAGAUUUCACCUAAACCACAAAGUCAGAAAAAAAAUGAAGCUGAUAUUAGCAGUUCUGCCAACAUUCAGAAACCUGCACUGUUAUCCUCAACUUUGUCUUCAGGAAAGGCUCGCAGCAAGAAAUGCAAACAAGAAUCUGGAGAUUCUUCUGGGUGUAUAAAGCCCCCUAAAUCACCACUUUCCCCAGAAUUAAUACAAGUCGAGGAUUUGACGCUGGUCUCUCAGCUUCCUUCUUCUGUGAUAAAUAAAACUAGUCCAUCACAGCCAGUGAAUUCCCCUAGAUCCUACAAACAUAGCCAACGGAGAAGAAGAUCACAGCGUUUAGCCACUUGCUCCUUGCCUGAUGAUUCUGUAGAAAAAGUUUCUUCUCCCUCUUCAGUUACUGAUGGAAAAGUGUUCUCCAUCAGUGGUCAAAACCAACAGUCAUCAAAAUUGGAGGUACCUGAUGUUGCUCAUAUGUCACUUGAGAAGCGUGGACCAUGUCUCCCUCUUGAUUUAAGCCGUAGUUCGGAAGUUACAGCACCAUUAUCCACAGAAUCCACUUUCCGUAAUGAAUAUCCCAGUAAAGACAAGGAAGAUAUUCAGAUGAUUACAUAUCUUUCUUCCAAAGCAGUAACUGAUGGAAGAGUAGCUACAACAGCGUCAGCACCCUCGUCCCAUGUACAUGCCUUGCAUCUGGAAAUGCCUUUAACCAAUAGUCUAAAGUUACCCAAAGGGAAUAGUAAAAAAAAGAGGUCUUCCACAUCAGUGAGCUCUGAAGGGACAGAGAUACAGUGCUCUGUGCCCAUAAAGGAGAAAAGUUUUGAGAGUCUGAAGGAGCAAAUAUUAAAGAACAUGAUUGAGAAGGACAAGCAUUCAGAAGUUGGUGCUGUGAGAAUGGAGAGAAAAGGGAAACUGGAAGAGAAAAGUUCUUCAACAUAUGGUAAAAGGAAAGAAAAGGAAAAGGAGAAAAAAGAGAAAAAGGAGAAAGAUCAUAAAUCAAAGCAGAAAAAGAAGAAGAAAAAAAAGAAGAAAUCUAAACAGCAUGAUUAUUCAGAUUAUGAAGAUAGCUCUGUUGAGUUCUUGGACAGGUGCUCCUCUCCAUUAACACGGUCCUCGGGGAGCUCUCUGACUCUGCGCAGUAUGUUCUCAGAGAAGAAUACAUCAUACCAGUAUCCAAGAGCUAUCUUAUCUGUUGACCUUAGUGGAGAAAACCUUUCAGAUAUGGAAUUCUUGGAUGAUUCCUCUACAGAGAGUUUGUUACUUAGUGGUGAUGAAUACAAUCAGGAUUUUGAUUCAACUAACUUUGAAGAGUCUCAGGAUGAAGAUGAUGCUCUAAAUGAAAUUGUUAGAUGCAUUUGUGAACUGGAUGAAGAAAAUGGCUUUAUGAUUCAGUGUGAAGAAUGCUUGUGUUGGCAGCACAGUGUAUGCAUGGGACUGUUGGAGGACAGCAUUCCAGAGCAGUACAUCUGUUAUAUCUGCAGAGAUCCACCAGGUCAGAGGUGGAGUGCCAAAUAUCUUUAUGAUAAAGAGUGGUUAAACAAUGGACACAUGUGUGGAUUAUCAUUUCUGAAAGAGAACUACUCUCAUCUUAAUGCCAAAAAGAUUGUGUCAACGCAUCACCUACUGGCAGAUGUAUAUGGUGUAACUGAAAUAUUGCAUGGACUGCAGCUGAAGAUUGGGAUAUUAAAAAAUAAGCAUCACCCAGACCUUCAUCUCUGGGCUUAUUCAGGGACACGAAAAGAACAAGAGCAAAUAACUGUUGGGGUAGAGAAAAAAUCAGUGACUUUGCCAGAUUCUGUUAAUCCAACCGGAAGGACAUGUCGUAGUCAAAACCAUAGAGAGCCACGCAGCAUACCCCAGAAGAUGGGAGAAACUUACAUCACAAAGUAUCAGACAGAAUCCCAACCGUUACGUCCAUGUGAACUGCAGAGAGAAAAGGCUUUUUCAGAAGGUAGAACCUAUGUUCCUCAGUGCUCAGAAGAUGGCCAGUUCAGGACUGUACAGUGCAGUAGGAAUGGUCUUUCCUGUUGGUGUGUGGAUGAGAAUGGCAUCGAGGUACCUGGUAGCAAACAGAGCGGAUAUCCCGUAUCGUGCUUAUCCUUCUGCCAGCUGCAGAAGCAGAGGAUCUUGGUGAGUCGAUACAUCAACAGCAGUAGCAUCUCCUAUGUCCCUCAGUGCCUGGAUUCAGGGGCUUUUGAUGUGGUGCAGUGCGACACGGAGCUGGGUCAGUGCUGGUGUGUGGAUCCAGAAGGAAUGGAGAUUUAUGGCACGAGGCAGAAAAGAAAGCCAAGGCGGUGUCCGGGGAACUGUGAGAUCCGAGACCGCCGCAUUCUGCAUGGGUUUGGGGAGAAGAGCCCACCUCAGUGCUCAGCAGAUGGAGAGUUUCUGCCUGUCCAGUGCAAGUUUGUCAACACAACAGACAUGAUGUUUUUUGACCUCCUUCAUAGCUAUAACAAGUUCCCGGGGGCUUUUCAAACAUUCAGCUCCUUGCGGGAGACGUUCCCGGAGGUCUCUGGGUACUGUUACUGUGCGGACAGCCUGGGGAGGGAGUUGGCAGGCACUGGCCUGGAACUGCUGCUCGAUGAGGUUUAUGACACGGUUUUCUCUGCACUGGAGCCUGCCCGCAUGUUCACAGAGAGCAGCUUGUACCGGAUCCUGCAGCGGCGGUUUCUGGGGGUCCAGCUCGCUACCUCGGGCAAGUUCAGAUGCCCCUCAAAGUGUGAAGUAGAGCGGUAUGCAGCCCUGCGCUACCAGCACGUCUAUGUGCCAUCGUGUGAUGCUGAUGGGGGCUACACGCCAGUGCAGUGCCAGCAGGGAGGACAGUGCUGGUGUGCUGACACCAAAGGACAAGAGAUCCAGGGCACAAAGAGACGGGGACAGCCUCCCGCCUGUGGUGAAGAGCAAGUAUGCAUCUCUGAGAGGCGACAGGCCCUCUCGAGGAUCUUCUAUGGCCCUGCUGGGUACUUCAGUCAGCCCAAUUUGUUUUCUACACCAGAUAUGCAGACAGAAAAACUAGCUGGUUUCUCAAGACCCUGCCCUCCCUCCUUCAAGGAGCUGUUUCUGGACUCUGGAUUGUCAUCCCCCGUUGCAAAAAGCCCAUAUGCCAGCCAGAUUCCUGGGCUAGAAACCACCCUUAGUGAAGCCAUAGCGGGGAUGUUCCCAUCAAGGGAACUGGCUCAAGUGGCACUGCAGUUUACCACCAACCCAAAGCGUUUCCAAGAGAACCUCUUUGGAGGAAGGUUCUUGAGGAAUUUGAUUCAGUUUAACUUCACAGGGGCACUUGGCACUAGUGGGAAGUACAGCAUUGGCCAGUUUUUCCCAGAGGAAGAGGUGGCAGAGACGGAUAAUAGCCAAGGCCUGGAAUCAGCUGAAGCAUUUUCAUUGGAAGUAUCAAAGGGGAGCUCCAUUUUGAGUAAACCUCUUGUGGACAGCUUUGGCCGCACAGUAAUUCUGCAGGACAAUCAGAAUAUGCUUAAAUUCCUUUCCUCUGUUUUGGAGCUACCAGAGUUCUUCACUUUUCUUAAACAAGCAAUUUCUGUCCCCAGAAGCAUUGCUGAAGAUUUAGGUGAAGUAGUGAAACUAGCACUUGGAUCUGAAGACUGCAGUGUGGAGCAAAGGGAUCUGUUUGUUCCAACAUGCACCAAGGAGGGGAGGUAUGAGGAAGUUCAGUGCUAUGCAGGAGAGUGCUGGUGUUUGGACACUGCAGGUAAGGAAAUUCCAGGCUCAAGGUCUCAAGGCAAACGUCCAAGGUGUCCCACUGAUUGUGAGAAGCAAAGGAGAAACCUGCAAAACUUGAAGCAAAGCUUGCCUGCGGGAUCAGAUCUUUUUAUUCCUUCUUGUACGGAGGAUGGAGACUUUCUUCCACGCCAGUGUUAUGGGACGAAUUGCUUCUGUGUUGAUUUGACUGGCAAGACUAUUCCAGGAAUAAGGGGAAAAGCUGGAAAGACAAUGCAGUGCCCAAGCGCUUGCCAAGUAACAGCUGGUGAGGAGUUUCUAAAGGCUGUGAGGCUCCUGUUGUCAGAACCAAGUGCUCUGUCUCAGCCCUACAGCGUUUACCUCCCUCAGUGCGAUGCUGAGGGUGCCUGGAGGCAAGUGCAGUGCAGUGGUCCUCCUGAGCAAGCCUUUGAAUGGUAUGACAGGUGGAUUGCAGAGAACAACGAAGGCAAAAGCUUGCCCAUUGCUGAUCUAUUGAGCAUCAUAACUGGGUAUAAAGAGGCAUCUUCCAAAGGCUUCUCAGCUUUUGUUAAAGCUUUGUAUGAGGCUGGGCACCAGAAUGUCUUCCCAGCAUUCUCCACGUACUCGUCUUUCACCGAGCUCCCACCUGAAGUGCUGGAAGGAAACUUGACCUAUGCACCUGAGAACAUUUUACUGGAUCCAUAUAUAUUCUGGCAGCUUCUGAAUGAGCAGCUGACCUAUUACCCAGGGCCCUACACUGAUUUCAGUGCUUCAUUAAGCCACUUUGAAUUUCGUGACUGUUGGUGUGUUGAUAGCAGAGGAGAAGAACUGCAGGGAACAAAGGCAGAAGUGAACCAGGUCCCGACAUGUCCUGGUAUAUGUGAAGGUGUUAAGCAAGAAGCCAUGAAAUUUAUGGAAGAGGCAGAGCAGCUCAUCCUGGCAUCAAACCGUUCCCACUUUGCUUUUGGAGAGAGCUUCCUGAUGGCAAAGGGAAUACAGCUCACAGACAGGGACCUCCUACGUUUUGCUCGGCCCUACGAGUCAGAGGUGGUGGUCUCCAAAAAGCUGUUAUCAGGCAGUGACUAUGCUCUCCAGCUGGCUGCACAGUCAGUCUUGCAUUUCUACUGGAGGAAUCACUUUGCUUCGAAAGGUUCUGCUGGGGAAGCGAUGCAGCUGGGAUUUCUUCCUUACAUCCCACAGUGUGAUGGCCUGGGGAACUGGGAGCCAACACAGUGCUAUGAGAGCACAGGUCACUGCUGGUGUGUGGAUGAGAGAGGACGCUAUGUCGUGGAUUCCUUGGUCUCACGCUCAGCACAACUUCCUAAAUGCCAGACAUCAUGUCAGCGAUCUCGAACCAAUGCCUUAAUUUCCAGCUGGAGACAGAGUGGUUCAAGGCUGGGUGCCUCUACAGCUGAUCUAUUCAUCCCCUACUGCCUUGAGACAGGAGAAUACGCUGUGCUACAGAGAUCCAGCACAGAUAUUUGGUGUGUAGAUCCUGUGUCAGGAGAAGUAUUUCAGCGUGGCAGCAAAGAUUUGGACGGCAAUCCAGAGUGUCCUAGUUUCUGUACUAUGCUGAGGUCUAAAGCUGGUUUACGGGAAGCUGGCAAAGGCUACAUCCCACAGUGUGAAGGGGACAACGGGGCAUUCUCAUCCAUGCAGUGCAGCCAGGAUCAAGAGAGCUGUUGGUGUGUCUUUGACAACGGAGAAGAAGCGCCAGGCACACGAGUAAGCAGAGGAAGACCUGAGUGUGCAAGUCCACAGUGUGCUCUGCCAUUCGAUGCCUCAUCCAUACUUAACGGAGCUCUAUUUUGUGAAAACAUUUCUGAAGCUCCAAACAUUCAGCAGUGCUGGCUGGUGUGUCGCCAGGGCUUCCACAGUGCCUCUUCUAACAUGUCCUUUCAGUGUGAUGUGCAACAGCGUCAAUGGGUCUCGACUGCCCCGCUCUACCAGGCCUGCCAGAAGCUCCAGUUAUUCCAGACAGUCCAAGUUCAAGCACACUUUCAACUACUACUGCCUCCUGAGAAGACCUGUAGUUCUGACUACUCUGGAUUACUCCAGGCAUUCCAGAUAUUCAUUUUAGAUGAGUUGAAAGCUCGUGGUUUAUGUCACCUCCAGGUAAAUGCGUUUGGAAACACGGGCUCAAUUUCUGUCUGUGAUGAUUCCACUGUCUAUGUUGAAUGCCUGGGCAUGGACCGCCUGGGGGUGAAUGUCACAUGGAGGACUCAGCUGGAAAACAUCCCAGCAGCUUCUCUUCCCGAUUUACAUGAUAUUGAAAAUGCAAUUGUUGGAGAAAAUCUCAUUGGAGCAUUUAUAAAAGAGAUUAAGGAUGGUGAUUUCCUGCUGUAUUUGGAGUCCAAGCAGUUCCUAGCAGAUUCUUUUGUUGAUUUUCUGCGGGAUGAAGAGUUUGAUCUAUCUCCAAGUGUGCAGCUGGGAUGUCGAAGCGGGUUUCGAAGAAUAUCAUCUCCUGGGCAAGCAGUCCCAAAUUCACAAGGAUGUGUUGUUUGCCCUCCAGGCAGUCAUUUCCAGAACAAUGAAUGCAUUCCCUGCCCUCUUGGCUACUACCAGUAUCAGACAGGACGUUCCUCCUGUAUCAAGUGUCCUGUGGGCAAAACUACCAACGCCUAUGGCGCAACCAGUGCUGAACGCUGCAUGACGUACUGUCAAAGCAACGAGCAGGGUCUGCAGUGUGAUGACGAGGGCCAGUAUAGACCUUCCCAGCAAGACCCUGACACUAAGAAAUCCUUCUGUGUUGACAGCUUUGGAGCAGCACUGGGCUGGACUGAAGCAGAUGAUCUCCUUACAGACGACCAGUGCCUAGUGCUCAGAAAAUUUGAGAGAGCUCCUGCCUCCAGCCUGGUUUAUGGGUCAGAAGAAGCUCAAAUACUUCAGUCUCGGUCAUUUGGGAGAGACCUGCAAAAUCCAGCUUUUCAGUGCAUUUCAGGCUGUGAGAUGGACGACGCAUGUGGUUUUGUGGCUGUAACUCCUGCUGGUGCUAAAGUUCUCUGUGAAUUAUACAGUGCUGCUGAAGUCAACUUCAACUGCAUCACCUCAGGAUUGGUGCAAGGUGUUUUGGGGAACCCUGAUGCCACGGGCAUUGGUCGUCUCAGCUGUCUGAUUCAUGUCAGGAAUCCUGAGGGAGAUGCAGUGAUGGUCUAUUUGAAGAGAGAACAGAAAUUUAACUCAUCUGGACUCAAGACCUUUGAAAGGACCAGUUUUCAGAAUGUGCUUUCUGGCGUGUAUCGCUCCAUGGUGCUCUCAGCAGCUACAGCAUCUCUGACUGAUGCUCAACUCUUCUGUCGGCAGACAUGCAGCAGGGACUCUUGCUGUGAUGGCUUCAUCUUGAAUCAGAAUGCGCUUGAUGGAGGUACCAUUUUGUGUAGUUUGAUGAGCUACCCAGAUGUGCUGAUCUGCAGUGUGAAUGGCUGGAGGCCAACACCAACAUCACUCAUAGAUCAGAUAUGUAAAGGUGUGACCUAUGACGAAAGAGAGACGAUGUUUUCCUUCACCCUGGGAGGACAAAUGUUCAGUGGAACUUCUAGGUUGGUAGAAGCAGCAGAAAGAAAUUUUACAACCUUUCAGCAAGUUUACCUAUGGAAAGGCUCUGACAUGCUCACUCGGACUGAAACCGCUGCAUGCAAUACUACUGCUUUGAAGGCAGACAAUGAUCUGGAGUUAUCAGAUUCCACAAAGAAUCUUUUCUACCUAAUGGACAGCAGCCAAAUACAAAGUGGCCAGAACUAUUCUCUCCCUUACCAGCAGUACUGGGUCUUCAGGCAGAAGUACUCAACAGAGGAAGCUGUGCUUUGGUGUCUCACAAGAUGUGCACAAGAGGAUGAGUUUUGUCGAAUAUCAGAUAUUCAGAACGCUGCAGACACAUACGUUGUGUGUACCCUUUAUCCAGAGGCACAGAUUUGUGAUGACAGCAUUGAUCAAAUGCCAGAAAACUGUCGAACCGUGCUACCCUGGCAACCACAGACAUUGUAUCGUAAAAUAGUCACUCUAAAAGGUUCUGUGAAGAGCUUCUACACACGCAUACCAUUCCGGAAAGCAAUGGGUAUCUCAGUGAGGAAUACAACUGACAUGAGCAGAAAAGCUGUUUCAGAUGGCUUCUUUGAUUGUGAGCGUUGGUGUGAUGCUGACCCCUGUUGCACAGGAUUUGGCUUUUUUAAUGACUCGCAGCUAUCAGGUGGAAAGAUAAUGUGCCUGACUCUGAACAGUUUAGGAAUCCAGACAUGUGCUGAGGAGACAAGAAGUGCUUGGCAAGUUUCAAAUUGUAGUUCACCAGAUGCUGAAGUCAGAGUACACCCAUUUGGCUGGUAUCAAAAGCCUGCUGACCUGAAGAACACCAUGCCUAACCUCUGUCCGCCUGUUAGCUCACCUCUCAGGCCAGAAAGGGAGUAUUUGGAUAUAUGGCAACCCUUAAAUGUGUCCUCUGUUCUCAUGGAUUCAUCCAUCUCAAACUUUGAAGUUGUGCAAGUUAGUAGAGAUAUAUCCAAUUACUUCUCCACCGCCAGAGAAUAUUGCCUAUCUGCUUGUUCAAAGAACCAGUCAUGUACAGUAGUUACACUGGAAGUCCAGCCUUCAGCAGUCAGAUGCCUUUUUUACCCUGAUACUCAGAUAUGCACACAUGGUCUUCAAAGACACAGCUGCCGGCUUUUAAUCAAAGAACCAGCUACAUAUAUCUAUAGGAGACGAGAUUUAUUCCUGUCCAUUUCUGAAUCGGAUUUAACCCCAUCUGUGUACCUCCCAUCCCAUGGAGACCUGAUGGGCAAAUCCCAGGUGAUCCAUGUUGGCUCGGAGUGGAAAAAUAUCAUCCAGUUCUUGGGGAUCCCAUAUGCUGCACCUCCCCUUGCAGCAAGGCGCUUCAGUCCUCCAGAGCCAUUUGCUGGGGUGGAAACAUGGAAUGCUACUGUGGCUAGGGCAGCUUGUUGGCAGCCGGGAGAUGGAGAGGCCCCGUCAUACUCUGUCAGUGAAGACUGCCUAUAUCUGAACGUCUUUGUUCCUGCCACCACUGUGAAAAACUUGUCAGUGUUGCUGUUCUUCCACAAUGGAGAGAGUUACAGUGCUGAGGCUGGAAAGACAACCAUAGAUGGAUCAUACCUAGCUGCCAUCAGUAACAUCAUUGUUGUGAUGGCAAACUACCGGGUCGGUGUUUUUGGCUUCCUUAGUACUGGUUCUCCUGAUGUGAUUGGAAACGCCGGCCUUUUGGAUCAGUUAGCAGCUUUGAAGUGGGUGCAGCAGAACAUUGUGAGCUUUGGAGGAGACCCAAGCAGGGUUUCUUUAGGAGCUGACCGUGGUGGAGCUGAUGUUACUAGCAUCCACCUGCUCACAGACACAGCUGAUAUGGAACUCUUCAGAAGGGUAGUGUUGAUGGGAGGCUCAGCUUUUUCUCCAGCAUCUAUUAUUACUAAGAGGAGAGCACAGACCCAAGCAGCAGUCCUGGCUGAAGAUGUGGGAUGCCCUUCAUCCACCAUUGAAGAAAUUGUAGCCUGCCUCCGCCAGUUGCCUGCUCGUGUCCUCAAUGACGCACAGACUAAGCUCCUAGCUAUAAGCGGCCCAUUCCAGUACUGGGGUCCAGUGGUGGAUGGAAUUUACCUUCGGGAACCUUUAGCUAAAGCCCUGCAGCGUCCUCAACUUCGGAAAGUAGAUCUGCUCAUUGGAAGUGCUCAGCAAGAUGGGUUGAUCACCAGAGCUAAGGCCAUUAAGAAAUUUGAAGAAAGUCAAGGAAGAGCCAACAGCAAAACAGCCUUUUACCAGGCUCUGCAAAAUUCUCUAGGAGGAGAAGACUCCAACUCAUUCAUUGAAGGUGCAGCUACAUGGUAUUACUCCCUCGAACACUCAACUGAUGAUUAUUCAUCCUUUUCCAGGGCUUUGGAAAAUGCCACCCGUGACCAGUUUAUCAUGUGUCCCAUCAUAAACAUGGCCAGUCACUGGGCUGCUGCCUCCAGAGGAAAUGUCUUCAUGUACCAUGUACCUGAAAGCUCCUCACAGAGCAGUUCAGGUCAGGAGCUCUUGUUGGAUGUUCAGUAUGCAUUUGGACUGCCAUUCUACCCAAAGUACGAAGGACAAUUUACACUGCAAGAAAAGAGCCUUUCCUUGCAAAUUAUGCAGUAUAUCUCCAAUUUUGUGAACUCUGGAAAUCCAAACUAUCCUCAUAAUUUCUCAAGGAGAAUGUCAGAGAUGUUGCCUCUCUGGCCUAUGUAUCUGCCAAAUGAUGAUGGCAAUAACUACAAGGAGUUCACUGUUUCCUUGCCAACUCUUAAAGGAUUAAAAAAAGCAGACUGUUCCUUUUGGUCUGAUUAUAUCAGAAGACUAAGAGCACUCACAGGAAGUGCAAGUAAUGGAGAACCAUCUGCAGAAAACAGCCCUAGUGAAGCUCCCAGUGAAGGACUUACCUCCCCAGAGAGCCAGCCACUGGCAGAUGAGGUGGCUUACAGCAGAUGAUAGAAAGUCACAGUGGGUUUGUCAUGCAAUUGUACAUCCACGCAACUGUGUCACACCAGAUGAACAAGUUGCUUCCUUUAGUUAACUUUCUGAAUAACUGAAGUAGACCUUUCAAAAAAGUAGUUUUCCAAGAAAAUUGUUCGAUGAGUCACAAAAUA